Molecule: messenger RNA, 738 nt
Organism: Mesocestoides corti
Lineage: Eukaryota; Metazoa; Platyhelminthes; Cestoda; Cyclophyllidea; Mesocestoididae
Source: the annotation of a GenBank genome assembly
AUGUCCGUGGUGUGCGUGAUCCUAUCCAUCGUGGCGUACUGCUUGAAGACAGUUUCGAGCUUCAGGCUUCCAGUCAUUCGGCUGACCCACGGUAGACACUUCAACAUCACAUUCAACGUCUCCUCGGCAGCUAGAUCCGCCUUUCCAGACCCCUUCAGCAUAGCCUCGUCGGAGCCUCCGGAGUCGCUGAACGUGGUGUUCCUCUACAUGGAGUUUGUGUGCAACGUCUGGUUCCUGCUGGAAUUCUUCAUUCGCCUCGUAGUCACCGACGACCUCCUCAAGUUCCUACGCUCGCCCCUCAACAUCAUCGACAUCGCCGCCGUCAUCAGCUUCUACACCGAACUCUUCGUGGAUCUCACCGUGGAGCACACUCCAGGCGUCGCCAAAUCAGCCCUCGAGUUGUUUAGCAUCGUCCGUGUCAUGCGACUCUUCAAGCUGACUCGCUACAUCUCCGGCUUGAAGAUCCUCAUCCUCACAUUCAAAGCCAGCGCCAAAGAACUCUCGCUACUCGUCUUCUUCCUCAUGGUCUUUAUUGUGCUCUUUGCAGCACUCGUCUUCUACGCGGAGAGAUUUUCACCGUCUCCCAGGAACGACUUCACCUCGAUUCCGAUUGGACUGUGGUGGGCGAUUGUUACCAUGACGACCGUCGGCUACGGUGACAUGGCACCGAAAUCCUACGCAGCUCUUCAGUUUUCUGCACCACAAAAUCCGCCCAAUUUAGCUGAAAAUGGCAUUUAG